ACUACUAUGGUUUUCAUAUUUAAGUAGAUUCACGAACUACUUAAAUUGGUACGCGUGGAAUUAGAACUUAUUUGAAGAGAGCUAAUAUGGACACAAACACUGAGGCAGAGAUGGAAAAGGAUCCUAAUGGAUUUCAAAGGCUUCUUUGUGUUUUGGACGUUUGCGGUCUACGAUGUAGUCUACAAACAAGAAAUUUAAAACAACAUCCUAAAGAGAUGACACAGGCUCCAUCAAUGGGAUGUUUGAAAACACCGUCACUUGAUGGGAAAAAAGUAAAAUAUGGAGUAGUUAUGUUCCUAAACAUCUUGGGCGCCGUAUUCGGAAUAGCAAUUCUGAUUUCUUUGGGUUUGAUGAAAUUCGAUCAAACACCUAGUAGAUCACACGGUUGCAGAUAUUCUGCGCAAGUUGGCAAUUAUUACAAUCGAAAAUGUUGGUAUGAUUUAUUGGACAGAUCAGUUUUUAUCCAUUGGACAGUGGCCGAUUAUUUAUUUUUGUCUUGCGGAAUUUUAACCCUUUCAGUUUCAGUUGUUGGCAUGAUCGUAGUCUUUUUCAAAAAGAGGGACUAUGCAACAUUUAUUGGAUUAUUAGUUGUCUGUAUUGUUCUUAACGGAGCUGGACUGGGAAUGGUACAAUCCAGAGAUAUAUAUGACUCAGAUUUAAUUACAGAAAGAGAGAGUAAUAGACUUAUUAAUAGCCUUCGCUAUUCUGUGAAAGUAGCCGACACAGAUGGCUUUGCUAGCUACAGUAUGAGAAACGCUUGGGAGGCUGUUCAAUUAAAUUGCCCGUGUUGUGGAAUAUUCUCGUAUAAAGAUUGGAAAACUAUACCUGAAUCUUGCUCCAAAUAUCAACAGAACACAAUGUGCUUUGGAGAAGAUAGAUACAAUCAUCAGGAAAAGUAUGACAACUAUGGACGCAGAAUUGUGACUCAGCAAUAUAAUAUGAGUGAUAUAAUUUCCAAAAGAGGAUGUCUCCCGUAUUUCAUACAGUCUGUUGCACGCAAUAUAGUUCACUCCAGGCGUCAUUACUUACCCUGUUUUAUUGUAUCUAUUAUAUGCAUUGGUGUAUUGAUUGUCCUUAGAACAUGCCUUCUAAUGCCGUGCUCCUGCAUAAAGAAAAAGAGAUCUUUCGAUGCAGAGCCCCUACUUUCGGAAAAUUCUGAUGAUGAAAUUCUUAAACCUUAG
This is a messenger RNA of Dimorphilus gyrociliatus, 1181 nucleotides long. The record is from the annotation of a GenBank genome assembly. Lineage: Eukaryota; Metazoa; Annelida; Polychaeta; Dinophilidae.